Molecule: messenger RNA, 1341 nt
Organism: Ceutorhynchus assimilis (cabbage seed weevil)
Lineage: Eukaryota; Metazoa; Arthropoda; Insecta; Coleoptera; Curculionidae
Source: the annotation of a GenBank genome assembly
AACCUAACCUCACUUUAUUUUGAACUUUAUUUAUCAAAAAAUAUAUCAAACAAAAUAAUAUUCCUUCUAAACCGUAAGCCCUUUAUAUUAUAUUCUACCAAAAUUAUACAAAAAAUGUCCAAAUCAAAAACAAUUUUCUACGUUUCAAGACUCUUGUACCCCAAAUACCAUCCUAUAUGGCUUGUUAUUUACAUGUAUUUCAAGUACCACUCGGUAAUCAAGCGCCACAUUAAAUACAACUUAAAAACCCUCUCAGAUGGUGUCUUAUGGAAUAUUGUAAAAAACUACCCGAAAAGUAACUGUGAUAUUAACAAUUGUGUCUUAAUACAUCCAGACAACAUUUAUCCAAGUGACAAAAUUUUACGUUUGUACCACGAAGAUUCAGGCACUUCCAGAAAACUCCAAGUAAUACCUGAAACUAAUUGCAACAAAAACACAUUGUACGUAUCCAAUACGUAUUUUUACAACGAUUUUAUAAUGAAAAUUGAUUUUGACUUAAAAUUGAGCAAACAAGGCACCAAAGUAGAAUUUGCCCAAGAAAUCGAACUAUCUUUAGUAUCGAUUCCUUGCGAUAUCAGUAACGCAAUCAUUGACAAAAUAAUUGAAAACUAUUUCAAAUUGCCUAAGCUUAUAUGCCACAAAGACAUUGUAAGUGUAAACUUGAAAUACUUCUGCCAAGAGCUAUUUUAUGGUGAACCCAAACUAAAUUUAAUUGAAAAUGUUUAUUUUAAAUGCAACAAACUUAUUUAUAACAACAAAGAAGUUGACAAUGAGUAUUUGUGUCUAGUUGGAGAGACUAGUAUUAGACUGGGGCCCAAUGUACAAAGUUUUGUACCAAAAGUUAUUUUAAUGCCAACUGAAAUGGGGAGUUUUUCAGAAGUAACUGUAAUUCCUAGUGGCUUGGAGCAAGAAUUUGAACAACUGGAAAACGCAAUUUAUCCAUUUUUAAGCAACAAGAGCUUGAAGUUGAAGCCAAUAUUUCUGGUGCAAGGCGAAGAAGGUUGUGGAGACGAUGUUUUGAUAAAGGCUCUGGCUAAAACGGAAGGAAUGCAUCAUUUUCGGGUGAACAAUUCAGAUCUUUCUGCUAAUGUUUACGCUCAAAAUGAGUCAAAGUUGAAUAACGUGUUUUUCACUGCUAAAAUGGCAGCACCCUGUAUUUUGUCUAUACAUAAGUUCGAGGUUCUUGAAUGUUCUUCAUUUAGACCAAGGGGUAAACCACCAUCCCAGAAUUGGUGCAAACAAUUCCUCAAAGGGGAAUUUUUUUCACAUAAUUCCUCAAAAUUCCUGCAAAUUCCUCUAAAUCCCUGCAAAUUCCUCCAAAUACCCCAAAAAUUCCUCUAA